This is a messenger RNA of Aureobasidium musti, 660 nucleotides long. Lineage: Eukaryota; Fungi; Ascomycota; Dothideomycetes; Dothideales; Saccotheciaceae. The record is from the annotation of a GenBank genome assembly.
AUGUGGAUCUUACCUCUGGUCGGUUAUCUAGGCCUUGCGCUUGGAUUCUCCUUNUUGACACUUGCGAUCGCAUCUGGACUGUACUAUCUCUCGGAGCUGGUGGAAGAACAUACCGUUCUGGCCAAAAAGCUCUUGACUCGCUUGAUAUAUCUGGUCGUCGCUGUUCAGGUUCUGCUGGCUCUUUUCGACAAGUUCCCGCUCGGACUCUCGGCUCUCGCUAUCGCCAGUCAUGGCGUAUACCACCAAAAUCUACGCCGCUUUCCUAUUGUCAAGCUCACUGACCCUGUCUUCUUGCUGUCGUGUGGUACACACUACAACUACUACGCCCCGAACGAGUCUGCUCCAAGCUUCACCGAAGUCGCCGCUUUCUUUGGAAUCCAAGUUUGGCUUGUGCCUUUCGCACUCUUCGUCUCGCUAUCUGCUGGUGAAAACGUCCUGCCGAGCAUGGGCAGCGAGUAUGCUACAGGCGCUGGCAGCAGUUUCAUUUCUGCUGGAAAAGAACCCGACCACGCCGCUACUGCUUAUCCUGGUGCGCGCAGAUCGCGCUCUGGAACGAAUGCUGGUAUGGCCAAGGCUGCCGUGAAUGGCGUUCGUGAAUGGAUUGGAGAGACAGGUGAACUCAUGGGUUUCUGGAGAGGCGAGCGGACGAGGCCUUUCUGA